CAUUCUCUCCGCCCAUCCCAAGUGAGCAACCUCCCCCGUCUUUCACCUCUUGCCUCCUGCCACCAUCUCCCUUUUCUGCAACAGUCUGCUUUGCUCUUUGUGCAUGCUGCAUCAUGAUGAAUGUGGACUGCAUCUGGGGUCUCUUCUUGAUCCUGUGUCUGAGUUUAGGAUGGACGAAGGCUCAGCAGACCAACUUCACCAGGCCUGUGUUCCACUGUGGAGGAGACCUGGUCUCAGACUCAGGCUUUGUUGGCAGUGAGGGCUUCCCGAGCUUCUACAAACCCAACAGUAAAUGUACCUGGCGUAUCACUGUCCCAGAGGGAAACGUGGUCAUGCUCACUUUCCGCAUAUUUGACGUUGAGGCUGACUCACAAUGCCGCUACGACUAUCUGGAUGUUUACAAUGGCAAUUCGAACUUGGUGCAAAAACUGGGCCGCUUUUGUGGAACUUUCCGGCCUGGCGCUCUGAUUUCUACCACAAACACCAUGAUGCUAGAGAUGGUGACUGAUGGAGAGACCCAGAGCAGAGGCUUUGUGGCAUAUUUCAGUCAAGCCAGACCGUACGUAGAUGACGCGCAGUUCUGUGGGGGGAAGAUAACAAAAGCCCAGGGAGAGAUCAAGACGCCCAACUGGCCUGACAAGAAAUACCCCCCAGGAACCAGCUGCUCCUGGCUUAUCACUGUGGAGCCUGAUAUGGUAAUCCAGGUGAAGUUUGAUAAGUUCAUCUUGGAGGCUGACACCUAUUGUCGGUUUGACUAUGUGGCGUUCUUUAACGGAGGAGAGAAGGAUGAUUCACGGCUGAUUGGAAAAUACUGCGGCGAUCAGGCCCCACAGCCCAUUAUUACCACCGGCAACGUGCUACUGGUCCAAUUCGUGUCUGACCUCAGUGUGACAUCUGAUGGGUUCCUGGCCCACUAUACCAGCUUCCCACGUGGUUCUCAGAUACCAAUAGUUGACUCAGGAGCUGGUUCAAGGUCCAUCCCAAGAAAUCCUGUAGUCAAACCGGCUACACGUCCCGCUGUCAACGUACCGCCACCCGCUCCCACCGCCAAAUAUGUACCCCCCGAGCCCACCCAGAGACCCAAACCAGUCAAACCCACAAGAGGCCGUGGACAGGGCGCCACAGGCCCGGACAGGAGGGUUCCUGUCACGAAACCAAACGGAAAGAGGCCUGUCCCUCAAAACCCUCUCUGCGCCAAAGCCUGUAAAAGAGAUGGAACCAUCAAGACCAGUUUCUGUGCCAGUGAAUUUGUGAUAACCGGGAAGGUGACCUCUCUGGCCCCCGGACCCAGAGGUACUCUUCAAGUUAGCGUCUCCCUCAUUAAGGCCUACAAGGCAGGCCGACUAACAAUCACACAAGUCGGAGAGACCAUGUCGGUUAAGGUGGUGUCGCAGUGCAAGAAGUGCCCGUUGCUCCGCAGAGGUGCUAACUACAUAAUCAUGGGUCAAGUAAAUGAAGAAGGACGUGGUACCCUGGCACCCGGUGCAUUCACAGCCCCUUACAAAGCCCCACAUGACAGAUUAUUAAUGAAUAUCAACAAUCAACCCUGUUAACCUCACACAUCUGUAAAAGCUGGGAAACUCAGAUGACAUAUCAAACACACACAUCCAAAUAUUACAAUGUGAAAUACAGAUCUAUUAAAGCACAAUAGUGCAGUAAAACAUAACUACAGAUUUAUCCACCAUUUUAAAGGAACACUUUUAUUCAAACACCGUCCAAAACCUAAUGUUUGUAAUUUAUAUAUGAAUAAAGGUUUAUAUCUCU
Molecule: messenger RNA, 1764 nt
Organism: Centropristis striata (black sea bass)
Lineage: Eukaryota; Metazoa; Chordata; Actinopteri; Perciformes; Serranidae
Gene: pcolcea
Product: procollagen C-endopeptidase enhancer a
Exons: 9
Coding region: 114-1553 (479 amino acids)
Molecular function (GO): protein binding
Source: RefSeq, a predicted model, not a curated record